GUCAAAACGAUCUAAAGAUCCAAUGCAAAUCUGGACGCGAACGUAAACCGUUCCUUCUUUCCGAAUUUAGAAGUUGGAAGUCCAACGUGAAAUCGUAGCUCUAACUUUAGAUAUUACGGCAAACACGGGUAGUGAUACUCUUCUUCAAAUCUAAAUCCUAAACUACAAAACCAAUCUUUCUACACCUCUCUUUCCACCACAGGGACCCUAGAAGAGUUCUAAGUUCUAGAUUCUUCUGAGUAGUAGUUUCUCCCAUUCUUUUCGGAAAAUGGGUAUCGACAUCAAGGCCGGCGGUCGCAAGACCGUGAACAAGCGCACGGAGGUGAAGGGCGACAACCCGUACCUGAAGCUCUUGGUCAAGACCUACAAGUUUCUGGCCCGCCGCACGGAAUCCAACUUCAACAAGGUCAUUGCCAACCGUCUCUGCAUGACCCGCGUCCAGAAGGCCCCAAUGAGCAUCUCCAAGCUCGCCGACCACAUGAAGGUAUGUGCUUGGAUUUUUUGCUCAUCGAGUUCGUUUUGCCUCAAGAUUGUGAUAGAUGUUUCGCAAGUUUUGAUUUUGCCUAGAAACCCAUGGCAUUAUCUCUGUUUAAAAAUCUAAAUUAUCCACUCUCAAAUUUAAAAAACAGGGUAAGGAAGACAAGAUCGCCGUCGUCGUCGGAACUAUCACCAACGACGUCCGCCUCCUGGAUGCCCCGGAAAACCUGAAGGUGUGCGCCCUGCGCUUCUCCGAAGUCGCCCGCAAGCGCAUCGAGAAGGCCGGCGGACAGUGCAUGACCUUUGACCAGCUCGCCAUGACAACCCCGCUCGGUAUUUGCUGUUUGUGGUUUUUUGCAUUUUUACACUCGCGGUUUGCCUGUUGUGUAGACGAGCAUGAAAAAUUUAGAGUUUCAGAUUUCUAUAGUUUGAUGAGCAGACGAUGAUUCUUGUUUCACAUGACAAACUCUUAUCCUACCUCUACAAUUAUAACAGGCAAGGGCUGCGUGCUCCUCCGUGGCGCCGUGAAGGCUCGCGUCGUGAACCGGUACUUCGGAAAGGCUCCGGGUGUCCCGAACUCCACUACCCGCCCGUACGUCCGCAAGGCCACCAACCUCAAGCGCAAGGGACGCAAGUUCGAGCAGGCCCGCGGCCGCCGAAAGUCCCGUGGCUUCAAGGUGUAA
This is a messenger RNA of Amoebophrya sp. A120, 1160 nucleotides long. The record is from the annotation of a GenBank genome assembly. NCBI's taxonomy places the organism in Eukaryota, Dinophyceae, Syndiniales, Amoebophryaceae.